Messenger RNA from Folsomia candida, 892 nucleotides. RefSeq names its product isonitrile hydratase-like protein xanA. The record is from RefSeq and is a predicted model, not a curated record. Lineage: Eukaryota; Metazoa; Arthropoda; Collembola; Entomobryomorpha; Isotomidae. The transcript is spliced from 4 exons. Bases 115 to 738 code for a protein of 207 amino acids.
UGUAAGCAGUUCAUUCAUAUAUGUAAUACAUACGAGUAAGCAACAACUGUUGAAAGUUAACAUUAGACACUUAAAUAUUUUCCAGGCUAAUUUAAUAAUAUAAAUCAAAGUAAAAUGUCCAAAAAGGUCUUAGGAAUAUUGAUUUUUGAUGAGGUUGAAGUUUUGGACUUUUGUGGACCCUUCGAAGUUUUUUCAAUUACAGGAGUUUUAAUUGAGGACUCAUUUGAGGUCGUAACACUAGCUCAGAAACCUCAAAUCGUUGCAAGAAAUGGGCUCACCGUCGUGCCAAAAUAUAUUAUCGGAACUGAUGCAAUUCCAAAAUUGGACAUUCUACUUGUUCCCGGAGGAUUGGGGACUAUUACAGAAGCAAAAAAUGAAUCACUGAUUUCGUGGAUCAAGACGGUGGGUGAAAGUGCAGAUUUUGUGCUCUCCGUGUGCACUGGAGUUGCAUUGCUGGGAAAAGCUGGACUACUGUUGGAAGGAAUGGUCGUCACUACACAUCAUCUAGCUUUCGACCGAGUCCGUCCAGCAUGUCCCAACGUAAAAUUCUGCAAAUGUAGACGGUUCAUUGAUAAUGGCAAAGUGCUCACCUCAGCAGGAAUUUCUGCCGGGAUCGACCUGUCAUUUUAUUUUGUAAAGAAACGUCUUGGUCUUGAGGCAGCGAGGAAGGUUGCAAAGCACAUGGAAUACGAUUGGAAAGACGAGGACAUGGGAAACUGUUCUUGUCAGCUAGAUUAACAAAAAUACAUAAUAUUUCAUGCAUAGCACGAACUAAAUAAAAUGUACUGUGCAAUGAAAUAAUUAUGCAUGAUGAGGGCCAAAGGAUAUGUUAUUAAAUAAAAUUGAUCGAUUGAAUUAUUAUGAAUGAAUCAAUUGCAUUACACUAACAAAA